GUUUAAUCGGUUAAAUUAUUUUCGAUUAAAUCAACUAAAGUAACCACGAAAAGCCGGAAAAAUUAAAUAAAUUUCUUACAAAUGAGAUUUUGAGUGUUUUAAAGGAGAAAUGGGUGUUGUUUGUGUGUACACAUUCCCUGUGCCAGAGGGGAAAAGCGGACAGCAGGUAGUCGAUUCACUACAGAGACAGUUGGAGUUACUGGGGGCCGUUAAAACGGCAAACUUCAGUGUAGACUGUGAAACUUACCAGUCAAAUAAUCCAACAGGUGCUGCCCAGAGAAUACUUCAUGUCCUACACAACAGUGAACAGCCUGCCUCAUGUUUCGCUAUUCUAGACAACGGGACCACGCUUGUGGCGGAUGUGCUUUUUGAGGUACUGGUUGCCAAACUUACCCAAUCCAAGUCGGGAAAAGACGGCUACUAUGAGAGAAGAAAGGGGUUAAAAAUCGAGUCGAAGGGUCCCAGGUUUGAGCUCAGUGACUUUAUAGUGAAGAUUGGCUCAGUCUCCAUGGCAUCUAACUUCAAAGGAAUAUUGGUUGAGGUCGAGUAUUGCCCGUGUGCAAUUCCUGGCGAGUGCUGGGAGCUUAUGAAGGAGAUGAUGCAGAGUUUUAUGGGUACUGUUGUGGAAAACCCUCCAAUGGCUGUGAAAAACAAAAAGGAUCAGUUUUAUACACCCUCUGACACUGUUGCCCAGUAUUUGGAACAUUUCAAUAACUUUCGUAAAGCUGUGGUAAACCAGUCGCCAAGGUAACACCUAGAAACUGUGGUAAACCAGUCACCAAGGUAUCACCUAGAAACUGUGGUAAACCAGUCACCAAAGUAACAUCUAAAAAAUGUGGUAAACCAGUCGCCAAGGUAACAUCUGGAAAUUGUGGUAAACCAGUCACCAAGGUAACAUCUGGAAAUUGUGGUAAACUUGUCACCAAGGUAACAUCUAGAUAUAUUGUGUUUCACCUGUCACAAGGUAACAUCUAGAAUUUUUUGGUAAACCAGUCGUCAAUGACUGUAACAUCUAGAAACUGUGGUAAACCAGUCACCAAAGUAACAUUUAAAAAUUGUAGUAAACCAGUCACCAAUGACUGUAACAUCUAUAAAUUGUGUUGCGCCAGUCUCCAAGGUAACAUCUAUUAAUUGUGUUACAACUGUCUCGAAUGGAACUUCUUGGAAUUGUGGUAAACCAGUCACCAGGGACACAUCUAGAUCGGUUUCAUUUAGGUUAUGAACAUUGUGGAAUAAUGGUGUUUUUGUGUUGAAAGGUUUAUUUCCUUUUUAUGUAUUGGUAAAUAUGGUGUUUUCAGUUAUGAGAAAGAAGGAUUUUCAAUGAUGAUGAAGCACUUUGUAAUGUGUAUGGAAAUUCAAGUUUGGUGAAAGUGGAGAAAUGUGCAACUUUAAAUGCUAUGGGGGUAAUGGCUACAUAAUAUUCAGAAGAAUACAAAUAUACAAAUAAAAUACAAAUGUGUUAUUAUUGUAUUAAGAUCAAUGCGCAUGUAUUUAUUUUUGUAACCUCCAAAAACGAAGAUUUACAAAUAUCACAAGAAGUGGUGUACUUUUUGCUGAGUAAUUUUGGCAUUCGUAAUAUUUCUGCGACAUGUUUGAUUGAUCACUUUGCCUCAAUGUUUGGUUAAAUAAUACAUAAAGGUUAAUUUAUGGAAAAUGUGACAUGCAUUAGGUGCAGUUGUGUAAAGUCAGACCAUCAACAUUGGAAAUGAUCAUUGUAUAUACAAGACAUCACACGGAUCAAGCAUGAUAAUUUACAUCACAUCAAACUACCCUGAUUCCGAUGAGAGAUUCACUGGUCAGGUUAUAAUCCUGGAGAAACUUAUGCACAUGUACUUAAAUAUAUUUUUGUUUUGAAAGAAGUAUCAUUAUCAUAAUCCAAUUUAAGCCUCAUAAUCAUUGUAUUCAUAACAUCAUAUACCAUAUCGGUUUAUAGGGAAGUAAACUCUUGUUUUCUUAUAAUUAUUGAGUAUUGUAUUUAUUAUAUGUAUACAACUGUGUUUUGAGUUUGUGUUAUUCCUUGCCUAUUCUUAACUUGUAUUUCGUUUACAUGGAUAAAAAGGGAUGACCAAACCAUGUUAUAAUCAAUUAUAUUUCGUUAACAUGCACAAAAAGGAAUGACCCACGUCAUAUUGAAAUCAAAGUCAUGGUUCCUUUACAUGGAUUAAAAUCAAUGUACCACACCAUUUGCAUUCAAAGUUAUGGUUCCUUUACAUUGAUAAAAUCAAUGUACCGCACCAUUUGCAUUUUCAAAGUUGUGUUUCGUUUACUUUGAUAAAAUCAAUGUACCGCACCAUUUGCAUUUUCAAUGUUGUGUUUCGUUUGCAAGAAUAAAAUCAAUGAACCGCA
Messenger RNA from Mya arenaria, 2346 nucleotides. Its product is annotated as mediator of RNA polymerase II transcription subunit 20-like. The coding region runs from base 110 to 751 and encodes 213 amino acids. Gene Ontology annotation, cellular component: mediator complex. NCBI's taxonomy places the organism in Eukaryota, Metazoa, Mollusca, Bivalvia, Myida, Myidae. Gene Ontology annotation, biological process: regulation of transcription by RNA polymerase II. Gene Ontology annotation, molecular function: transcription coactivator activity. The transcript has 5 exons. The record is from RefSeq and is a predicted model, not a curated record.